GCAGCUACUGUGCCCAGUGCGUGCAAUUCAUGCUAAACAACAACCUGGUCGCAACCGCCUCUGGUGCUCUUGGCAACGCAGCAGGAGAUAACCGUGCUCCACUCUGGACGUCUUGACAGGCUUGUUUAUCAGAUGAAGGGCCUUCACGGCCCUACUCCGAUGACGCAAAUGGUUUCGAAACCCAGUUUGGUAAGUAACGCCAUGUGCGCUCUGGUUUUGCACAAAUGGUGUACAGGCAAGGAUUGGAUGGCAUGCAGGAUUUUAUCCCCAGAGUGGUUACAUGCAAACUAGGCGCCGUCUUGCCCAGGUGCUGCUCCAAUGUAUGCCAGGCCUGACUGACGAAGUAUAAGAGUCUUGGGAGCGUCCACCCGACUAUCAUUCACCCACAGUCGAUCUUUUCUCCUCUCAGAUACUAUACCAGCAGUCGCUCAAGAUGCGUUACUCACUCCUCGCUUUCGCUACUUGCGCUCUCGCAGCCCGGCCUUUCCUGAACGAACCAGACACUGGUAUCGAUGACCAGUUGGCUGGGUUCGUCGCCAAUGGAACUCUGCCUCCUCUCAGCUCCCUGGUUGGUCUGCCAGACUUCCAGUGGGUUGGUCGUCAACACAUGAACACCUCAGCCUACACAUACUACCGCAACGGAGCGGCUGGCGAAUGGUCGUACCGCAACAACCUAGAAGUCUUCUCCCGGUACCGAUUGAGACCACGCGUCCUGCGUGACAUUACCAACAUCGAAGCUUCCAUGCCCACGACCAUCCUUGGCCACAACUUCUCAGCGCCGUUCUUCAUCUCACCGUGUGCGCGUGGCGGAUACGCCAACGAAGAUGGCGAGCUUGGUCUUGUUAAGGGUGCUGGCGAGGGUAACAUCCUCUACAUGACCUCCCUCUACUCGUCGAAGAGCCUAGAGGAUAUCUACGCUGCUCGUCCCAACGGUUCAGAACAAGUCCUGUUCCAACAAGUAUACCUUGAUGGUGACAUGAACGACACACAAGUUCUCUUCAAGAGGAUCGAGAGCCUUGGUGCGAAGGCUAUUGUCCUGACCGUCGACUCGCCCGGUGACGGUGUCAGGCACCGUGCUGCACGUUACGGUGUUGGUUCCGCAGACGUCAACCUGAGCCUUCUGACCUGGGAUCUGUUCCAGCAGCUGUCCAACAUGACCUCCCUGCCUAUCAUCCCCAAGGGUAUCCAGACUGUUGAAGACGCCCGCGAAGCCGUCAAGCAGGGCGCAAAGGCCAUCUUCCUCUCCAACCACGGCGGCCGCCAAACCGACACUUCGCCAUCAUCUCUUGAAGUCGCUCUGGAAAUCUACAACGAAGACCCCGAGAUCUUCCAGCAGAUCGAAGUUUACGCCGACGGCGGUAUCCGCUACGGAACUGAUGUUCUCAAGCUCCUUUCUUUGGGUGUCAAGGCUGUCGGUCUGGGAAGGCCCUUCAUGUACGCCAACAUCUAUGGUGCUGAGGGUGUCGCAAGGGCGACCGAGAUGCUCAAGUACGAGCUCAUCAACGACGCAGCCAACAUCGGUGUAGCAGACCUGAAGAAGAUUGGGCCUGAGCUGGUUAACUGGAAGACUCCUGCUGUCAGCUUCAGCGUUUAAACGGCGAUGAUAGCCGUCUCUUGCUGCGCAAGAACUCAGAUACCCAUUUCCUUUCAUUCCAUUACAUGUACAUACUUUUCAUCCACAAUUUAUCAAGAAUUUUCUGCAACCUCAAGUUUGCCAUUGCGAUCUGCUGUCUAAUCUUGCGUUUCUGAGGCUGUCAAGAUCUAGAACGGUCGCCUAAUAUGAAUCGUGUGGGGCGUACUGAUUGAAAUUGAUGUCUUCAUCAAAGGACACGUCGGCAGGAUGAACAUAACUUACGGUUGCUUUGUGGUUUGAGACAUCGUUCCUGACGCGUAGAAACACUCCUAGCCAAAAACACGUUAGCCACUAGCGCGACACGCUCCUUCCCACGGUGCGGUCUUCCGGCUU
This is a messenger RNA of Alternaria alternata, 1966 nucleotides long. RefSeq names its product FMN-dependent alpha-hydroxy acid dehydrogenase. The coding region runs from base 434 to 1594 and encodes 386 amino acids. NCBI's taxonomy places the organism in Eukaryota, Fungi, Ascomycota, Dothideomycetes, Pleosporales, Pleosporaceae. Gene Ontology annotation, molecular function: oxidoreductase activity; FMN binding. The record is from RefSeq and is a predicted model, not a curated record. The transcript has a single exon.